AUGUCUGAUAUCCAAUUAGAUAUAUUAAAGGCAGUUGAUCUCAGUAAUGGUGUUGUCGCCAAUACUUUGAAUGAUUCCAUCUUAUCAAAAUAUGAUGCUGCAACUUUACAUUCAAAUUUAACUUCAUUAUGGUCUAAAGAUAUGAUUGUUUUCUCUAAGAUUGAACUUGAUCAUUGGAUUUUAACUGAUGAAGCUAAAAGUUAUAUCACAAAUGGUGCCACUCCAGAAAUUCAAGUGGUUGAUUUAGUCUUAAAAUCAUUAAGUAAUUUAAGUAUUUCUGAUUUAAAUUCAAAUUUAGGUCCAUCAAUUGGUCCAGUUGGUCAAGGUAAAGCAUUUAAAAAUAAAUGGUUAGGUAAAGAUGGUGAUAAAUUAGUUGCCAAAGUUGAUCAAUUACCUCAAGAUACUGUUUUAGAUGAAUUAAAACUUAUUGAAUCAACUGGUUCAUUAGAUGAUAAAAAGGAAUUAACUGAAUUAAAAAAGAGAAAAUUAAUUAAUUUAACUAAAAUUAUUGGUUAUAAAAUUGAAAAGGGAGUAAAAUUCAGUUUAGAAAUAGCUACUUUAGAAACUGAUAUAACUUCAGAUAUGAUAACAAAAGAUACUUGGAAAGAUGCUCAAUUUAAACCAUAUAAUUUUAAUUCUGAAGGGGUUUAUCCAUCAUCAGGUGCUUUACAUCCGUUAAAUAAAGUUAGAGAAGAAUUUAGACAAAUUUUCUUCUCCAUGGGUUUUACUGAAAUGCCAUCAAAUCAAUAUGUUGAAACUGGUUUCUGGAAUUUCGAUACUUUAUUCGUUCCUCAACAACAUCCUGCUAGAGAUUUACAAGAUACUUUUUAUUUAAAAGAUCCAAAAGUAGCUAAAAAACCAGAAGAUGAACAAUAUUGGAAUAAUAUUAAACAAGUUCAUCAAGAUGGUAAAUUUGGUUCUAUUGGUUAUAGAUAUCCUUGGAAAGCUGAUGAAUCAUUAAGAAUGGUUUUAAGAACUCAUACUACUGCCAUUUCUUCAAAUAUGUUAUUUCAAUUAGCCAAAGAUCCAAAACCAACCAGAUUAUUUUCUAUUGAUAGAGUCUUUAGAAAUGAAGCAGUCGAUGCUACUCAUUUAGCUGAAUUCCAUCAAAUUGAAGGGGUUAUUGCUGGUUAUGAUAUCACUUUAGGUGAUUUAAUUGGUUUCAUGGAUGAUUUCUUUGGUAAAAUGGGAGUUGAUAAUUUAAGAUUUAAAUCAGCUUAUAAUCCAUAUACUGAACCAUCUUUAGAAAUCUUUGCUUAUCAUAAAGGGUUAGGUAAAUGGGUUGAAAUUGGUAAUUCUGGUAUGUUUAGACCAGAAAUGUUGGAAUCAAUGGGUUUACCAAAGAAUUUAAGAGUUUUAGGUUGGGGUCUUUCCUUAGAAAGACCAACUAUGAUCAAAUAUGGUGUUUCUAAUAUUAGAGAAUUAUUAGGUCAUAAAGUUUCAUUAGAUUUUAUUGAAUCAAAUCCUGCUGCUAGAUUAGAUGAAGAUUUAGUUGGUUAA
Molecule: messenger RNA, 1500 nt
Organism: Scheffersomyces coipomensis
Lineage: Eukaryota; Fungi; Ascomycota; Pichiomycetes; Serinales; Debaryomycetaceae
Gene: FRS2
Product: phenylalanine--tRNA ligase subunit alpha
Exons: 1
Coding region: 1-1500 (499 amino acids)
Biological process (GO): phenylalanyl-tRNA aminoacylation
Cellular component (GO): cytoplasm; cytosol; phenylalanine-tRNA ligase complex
Molecular function (GO): phenylalanine-tRNA ligase activity; tRNA binding; ATP binding
Source: RefSeq, a predicted model, not a curated record